Molecule: messenger RNA, 836 nt
Organism: Rhinolophus ferrumequinum (greater horseshoe bat)
Lineage: Eukaryota; Metazoa; Chordata; Mammalia; Chiroptera; Rhinolophidae
Product: endogenous retrovirus group FC1 Env polyprotein-like
Exons: 1
Source: RefSeq, a predicted model, not a curated record
AUUCACAGAACUGCAGCCUCACUACCAGAAAACUUCCACUCCUGUUCAAAGAGGGCUGCUUUCCUACCCCUUAUCCUAGGGGUCUCCCUCGCCUCCUCCUUUGUAGCUGCCGGUUUAGGCGCUGGUGCUCUCGGGCACAGCGUCCACUCUGCCCAGGACUUGGAGACACGCCUACAGGUUGCCAUAGAGGCCUCCUCAACCUCCAUCGGGUCGCUCCAGCGACAACUAACCUCUGUAGCCCAAGUUACCUUGCAGAACCGACGAGCUCUGGACCUGCUAACCGCUGAGAAAGGAGGAACCUGCCUCUGCCUCCGGGAAGAAUGCUGUUACUACAUCAAUGAGUCCGGAUUGGUCAAGGAAAACGUGCAGACCCUGAAUAAGUUACAAGAGGAGCUCCAGCGCCGGAGAGGGUCCACCAGCCCUCCCUCAGAUUGGUGGCAAUCACCCCUGACUACAUGGGUAGUGCCACUAAUAGGCCCACUCGUCCUAAUCAGUCUCCUGCUUCUAAUGGCCCCCUGUUUUUUAAACUUUCUACAGAACCGCCUCCACGAGAUGUCCAGAGUUACAGUGAACCAGCUGCCACUCCACCCACACUCCCGCUGCCCACGAGCCCUCCCGUCGCUGACCAGGCCUAGGACCCCUCUCUGCCCCAUUGUCAGCAGGAAGCAGUAAGAUUGACCUCGCCGCCCCUGUAUAACCAAAAAGGCCGGAAUGUUAGGUCAGCUACGGGCAUGGUCAAAACGGCCAGGAGCCAAGUCAGACCUCUCUGCCAAGUCAGACCCCUCCCCAGGAGCCAAGUCAUGCCCCUCUGCCAAGUCAGACCCCUCCCCGCAUGA